ACCGGUGCCAGUGCCGCUGGCAGCUUCUCUGAGUGUCCUUCCAUCUCGCACUCACUCCAGCUCAGUAAAAGGGGCCUCAUCCCUGCUUCCCAGAUGCUGAAGCCUUCCUCUUCAGUAACUUGGGAGCCCCCAUUUCUCCUUUCCUCCACCUCCCCUUUAUCAUGAUCUCACGUUUCUUUCUUCUCUGUGUUCCCCCCUUUCAGAGUCUCCUGUCCCCCACUGCCAGUCUCCCUGCCCCCCAGUUGCUGUCUCUCUCCUCCACCGCUGUCUCCUGUCCAGCCUGCCUGGGCUGCGUCCCAGCCACCCUGCCUGGCCAGCCUCCCUGGCUCCCCCUCUGCGGCUCUGAGCUAGCCCCACCCCCUGCCCCCCUCCGUCCAGGCCUCUGAUCAUCUGUGGACUCCGAGGUCGGCUGCGGGCUCACGGCCCCUGGGGCCAAGGACAGACCACAGCCCCUCGGCACCCACAGAGGCUGCCCCCAGCGGAGAGCAUGGGGGUGGGCCACCCCACCAGGUACGUGCCUUCACGCAAGGCCCCGCCAAGCCAGCCCCUCCUGCUCUGCUGCAUUCCCCCAUCCACCCCUGCUCCAGCAUCCUUGUCCUGAGCGUGGCCCCCUCAGGGAGGCCCUGUCUGCCCAUCAGCAACAGGCUCAGCGCCGGGAGAAUUGAGCCCCCAGGUCCAGUGCCUCCACCUCCCACCCCACCGCCUUUUUCUGCAUUUUCUCAUUGGUUCCCAUCCUCUGCUUCUUUCUCUUUGUCUCUCUGCUGUCUCUGUCUCUCUCCCUCUCUGCCUUCAGUUUCAUCUCCCCAUGUCAUCAUUUCUUAAAACAUUUUUUUCUCUUUUCACUUUUCCCCAAUUGCCCUGUCUACCUCUCCUCUGUCCCCCGUCUCUGGGUCUCUGUCCUCUGUCCUCUCAAGGUCUCUGUCCCCUUCCCUCUGGGUCUCUGUCCCCCUCUUUAUCUAGGUCUCUGUCCCUGUCUUCCUGGGUCUCUGUCCCCCUCUCUCUCUGGGUCUCUUUCCCCCCCCAGGUCUCUGUUCCCCCCUCUCUGGGUCUCUGUCCCCCUCUCUCUCUGGGUCUCUGUCCCACUCUUUGUCUGGGUUUCUGUUCCCCUCUCUCUGGGUCUGUGUCCCCCUCUCUCUCUGGGUCUCUGUCCCCUUCACUCUGGGUCUCUGUCCCCCCCCCAGGUCUCUGUCACACCCUCUCUCAGGGUCCCUGUAUUUUUCUCGGGAUACCCCCUCAGCACCCCUCUUCCUCCCUGUCUCUGCACCUCCUUGUCUUUCUGCAGUCUCUGCUUUCCAACCUGCCUUCCAGCCUCCACUGGUAGGUGGGGAGUGAAUGGGAACACCCUGGUUUGGGAAGAGUGAGAAUAUGUUGAUUUGUGGGGGUGGGGUGGGGGUGGGGCCUGGGGCGGGGCUUCUUGGCCUCAGAUUAGACAGUGACUUUGACACGAAGUUGAAGCACCUUAAGCCCUGUGUCUCCUUUAUAUGGAAACAUUAAGCUGCUCUCGAAGGUCAGGUGGAGGAUCCCUUUCCCUUCUGCCCUGAUUUUGCCGGGAAGGGGCUGCCCUGAGCCCUAGUAGCAGCCAGCCUGGGAGCUGGACCAUGUUGGCCGCAGACAGCCUCCUGGUGAAAGUCCCGUCAGCUUUGGGAGGUAGACACAGGUCUGCCUCACAGGGCUGAAGUGGGACUGGAGGAUUUCAGGGCCAGAGUUCUGGAAAGGAAAGAAAGGCUGAGGACCCAACUAGCAUUCCCCCUGGUACUGGGGGUGGGGCCCUGGCCAGCUCAUGGCGUUCCCAGAGCCCCUUUCCUGACUGUGCAAGGAGUAAUGAUCUUCACCUCCCGGCAUCCUGAGCAGUCAAGGUGAGCAUGGGGUCUGAGGGGCCCAGUGGGGGCUCAUCUCGAGGCCCCGGAUGUACUGGGUGUGUGUGAAGCCAGAGUGCGUUCAGGAAGACUGUGGUUUGGCACUCGGGCUGCGGCUCCCGGGAGGCCUGGGUGGGAGGCUGGGUUUUGCCGCCCCUCUCCCCACUAGCUGAGGGGCCUGCGACAAGGGACUGACCUGAGCCUCAGUUGGCUUUUCUGUGAAUAGCCAGGUCCCUUCAUCAAAGGGCUUUGGUGAGAGAUGGACAAGUGGGGGUGUGAGGCCCAGGCUGGGGGACGGGAGCACAGGUCAGCGUCAGUGUCCGCUUGCCUCCCCCAGCCCGUGGGGGAGGGGGUUCCUGAAGGUGGAACCAGCGCAGAGUGGGGAUCCCCAGGCCAGGUGGGGCUGCAUGUGUAGACGCUAGGUCCUGAAUGCUGACCUCCAGACUGCCCCCCGGGCACAGAGCCUACUUCCCCUUUUUGGGAGAACGUUCUCUAACAUGCAGGGCUGGCGAGGCUGAGACAGAGCCGAGGAUGGGGUACAUUUUGGGCUCUGGGCACAGCCAGGCUUGGUCCCCUCUUACCUCAGCCUCAGCUUUCCCUCUUUGAAGUGGACCUAACAAACCCCCGAAUGGCAAGGCUGCCCAGGCGGUUGCAGGCAGGAGGUGCACAGCUUGGGAAGACCCAGUUGGUGCCAAACGUGGCAUCGUCUCAUGGUCUUCCCAAAUGGAGUGUGCCAGGCCCUGCCAACAACCCCAUGAGGAUCCCCAGGUCCUGGCACAACGGAUAUGGACACGUGGUACAUAGGCGCUUGGUGAAUGUUGGUGAAAUUGGUAUGCAAAUUCUGUAGCCCCAGUAUGGUUUGUCCUAAUCCAGCCAGUUCCUGGGAAGUCCCCUCACCACAGGGCCAAGUGUUGGUUAACCUUAGUUAACCCUCAAGCCAAUGAGGUGUGCGGGUCCACAUCCUGCCCUUUCCUUUCCUCCAGCCUGACAGGCUGCUGGGACUCCCUCCAUUUCUUCCUUUAUAAUUUUUUUUUGAGACGGAGUCUCGCUGUGUUGCCCAGGCUGGAGUGCAAUGGCAUGAUUUCGGCUCACUGCGACAACCUCUGCCUCCUGGGUUCAAGCCAUUUUCCUGUCUCAGCCUCCUGAGUAGCUGGGAUUACAGGCAUGCGCCACCAUGCCCGGCUCAUUUUUGUAUUUUUAGUAGAGACAGGGUUUCACCAUCUUGGCCAGGCUGGUCUCAAACUCCUGACCUCAUUAUCCACCCGCCUCAGCCUCCCAAAGUGCAGGGAUUACAGGUGUGAGCCACCGCACCCAGCUAUUAAUAUUAUUUUGAGACAUAGUCUUGCUUCAUUGCCAAGUGCCAGGCUGGAGUGCAGUGGCGCGAUCACGGCUUACAGCAACCUCCGCCUCCCAGGUUCAAGCAAUUCUCCUGCCUCAGCCUCCUGAGCAGCUGGGACUACAGGUGCAUGCCACCAUGCCCAGCUAAUUUUUGUAUUUUUAGUAGAGAUGGGGUUUCACCAUGUUGGCCAGGAUGGUCUUGAUCUCUUGACCUUGUGAUACGCCCACCUCGGCCUCCCAAAGUGCUGGGAUUACAGGUGUGAGCCACCGCGCCCGGCCUAUUUGGAUUAUUUAUUUUUUAGAGAGAGGGUUUCACCAUCUUGUCAGGCUGGUCUCAAACCCCUGGUCUCAUGCAAUCCUCCUGAGUUCCCGAGUUGGACUCCCCAAGUGCUAGGAUUACAGGUGUGAGCCACUGCGCCUGCCUCUUUUUUUUUAAAGGGACAGGAUCUUGCCCUGUUGCCCAGGCUGCAAUGCAGUGGUGCAAUCAUAGCUCACUGCAGCCUUGAACUCCUGGGCUCAAGUGAUCCUCUCACCUCAGCCUCCAGAGUAGUUGUGUUACUGUGACUGGAUAAUCUUUGUUUUAAGGUAGGGUCUCGCUAGGUUGCCCAAGCUGGUCUCAAACUCCCCGGUUCAAAUUAUCCUCCCACCUUGGCCUCCCAAAGUGCUGGGAUUGCAGGUGUGAGCCACCAUUCCCCGCCCUCAGGCCUCCUGGCAUUUCACAGAUGAGAGAGCUGGGGCUCAGGAAAGGAUGUACCCGUCCUCAGUCACACCUAGUAGGUGACUGACCAAAUUGAGUCUCUGGAAAAGGAAGCCAGAGAUCCCAGGGCACAUAGGUGUGAGCAACUAAGCCAGGACUGGGCUCCGGGUCCACAUGACAAGAAGGCCCUUCCUGCUCACUCAGAAAGACUUGCCAGAGACCAGAGGGCCAGGCAUAAGCCCAUCUCAUUUAUUUAUUUUACAGUAGCUUCAUCGGAGUCUGUCCACAUGUGAUGCACUCAUUACAGUGUACAGUGCAGUGGCAUUUAGUGUGUACACAAUUGUGCAGCCAUCACAAUUAAUUUCUUUGUUUUGUUUUUUUUUUUGAGAUGGAGUCUUGCUUUGUCGCCCAGGCUGGAGUGCACUGGUGCGGUCUCAGCUCACCGCAACCUCCACCUCCUGGGAUUAUAGGUGCGGGUUACCACACCCAGCUACUUUUCAUAUUUUUAGUAGAGACAGGGUUUCACCGCAUGGGCCAGGCUAGUCUCGAACUCCUGACCUCUGGUGGUCCGCCCACCUGGGCCUCCCAAAGUGCUGGGAUUACGGGUGAGCCACUGCAUCCCCCAGCGUAAUAUUUUCAGGGUUUAUUCACGUUGUUGCAUGUAUCAAUACUUCAUUUCUCUUUAUUGUCAAGUACUAUAUUUGGAUGAAUGGAUCACAUUUCAUGUAUUCAUUAGUUGGUUGAUGUUUGGGUUUCCACCUUUUGGCUGUUGUGAGUAAUGCUGCUGUGAACAUUUGUGUACAAGUUUUUGCAUCUGUUUUCAUUUCUCUUGGGUACAUAAAUAGGAAUGCAAUUGCUGGGUGAUGUGGUAAUUCUAUGUUUAACCGUUUAAGUACCUGCCAGACUGAUUCCUACAGCAGCUGGAAUUUUCCAUUCCCCCCAGCAGUGUAAGAGGGUGCCAAGUUUUCCACCUUCUUGCCAACACUUUUAUUAUUAUUAUUAUUAUAGCCUUUGUUUGUUUCUUGAGACAGAGUCUUGCUCUGUUGCCCAGGCUGGAGUGCAAUGGCGCGAUCUCGGCUCACUGCAACCUCCGCCUCCUGAGUUCAAGCGAUUCUCUUGCCUCAGCCUCCUGAGUAGCUGGGAUCACAGGCACAUGCCACCAUGCCCAGCUAAUUUUCUGUAUUUUUAGUAGAGAUGGGGUUUCACCAUGUUGGCCAGACUGGUCUCGAACUCCUGACCUAGGAAUCCGCCCACCUCGGCCUCCCAAAGUGCUGGGAUUACAGGUGUGAGCCACCACACCCGGCCUAUUAUAGCCAUUCUAAGUGGGUGCAAAGUGGUAUUCCCUUGUGGUUCUGAUUUGCAUUUCUCUGGUGGCUAAUGACGUGGAGCAUCUUUUCAUAUGUUUAUGAGCCAUUUGUAUAUCUUCUUAGGAGAAACGUCUGUACAUCCUUCUCUUGGUUUUUUUGUGCCUUGGCCUCCAGAGUAGCUGGAACUAUAGACACGCACCAGUAGGCCAAGCUGAUUUUGGAUUUUUAGUAAGAGGCAGGAUUUCACCAUGUUGGCCAGGCUGGUCUCGAACUCCUGAGCUCAAGUGUUCCAGCUGCCUUGGGCUCCCAAACUGUUAGCAUUAUAGGCAUGAGCUGCUGUGCCUGGUCCCCUUUGCCCACUUUUAAAUUGGGUUAUUUGAGCUGGACACAGCGGCUGACACCUGUAAUCCCAGCACUUUGGGAGGUUAGGGUGGGUAGAUCACUUGAGGCCAGGACCAGCCUGGCUAACAUGGUGAAACCCUGUCUCUACUUAGAAAAAUUAGCUGCGCAUGGUGGUGCGAGUCUAUAAUUCCAGCUACUCUGGAGGCUAAGGCAGCAGAAUCUCUUGAACCCAGGAGGUGGAGGUUGCAGUGAGCCGAGAUUGCACCACUGCUCUCCAGCCUGGUGACAGAGCGAGACUCUUAUCUCAGAAAAAAAAGCAUUAUUUAUCUUUUCAUUAUUGAGUUGCAAGGUCUGUCUAGAUACAAGUUCCUCAUCAAGUAUAUGAUUUGCACCUACAAUAUCUUCUCCCAUUGGGGGGUUGUCUUUUUCCCUUUUGUAAAAAGAAUUUGUGAGACAAGGUUUUGCUCUUUCACCCAGGCUGGAGUACAGUGGUGCAGUCUUAAUUCAGACUCCUGGGCUUCAGUGAUCCUCCCACCUCAGGCUUCCAAGUAACUAGGACUACAGGUUUGCAACACUACACCUGGCUAAUGUUUGUUUGUUUGUUUAUUCAUUCAUUCAUUCACUUGAGAUGGAGUUUCACUCGUUACCCAGGCUGGAGUGCAAUGGCACAAUCUCGGCUCACCGCAACCUCUGCCUCCUGGGUUCAGGCAAUUCUCCUGCCUCAGCCUCCUGCUAAUGUUUUAUUUUUUAAAGACCUGUGCUAUGUUUCCCAGGCUGGUCAUAAACUCCUGGGCUCGAGUGAUCCUUCCGCCUUGGCCUCCCAAAGCACUGGGAAGCAGGUGUGUGCCACCUCACCUGGCCUUUCUUCACUUUAUUGAUAGUCUCUUUGGGAGCACAAAGGUUUUUUGGUUCUGGCCGGGUGUAGUGGCUCAUGCCUGUAAUCCCAAUACUUUAGGAGCCCAAGGUGGGAAGAUCACUUGAGGUCAGGAGUUCAAGACCAGUCUGGCCAACAUGGCAAAACCCCAUCUCUACUAAAAAUACCAAAAUUAGCCAGGUGUGGUGGCGCACACCUGUAAUCCUAGCUACUUGGGAGGCUGAGGCAGGAGAACCCCUCGAACCCAGGAGACAGAGAUCACAGUGAGCCGAGAGUGCACCACUGCACUCCAUUCUGGGUGACAGACUGAGAGUCCAUCUCAAAAAAUAAAAGUUUUUUAGUUCUGAUUUAUAGCGUCCAGCCUUAUAGGGUUCUGUGAGCCCCUCCCUGUUGGUGUGGAGACAAGAGACUGCAGACACAGAGAUAGAGAAGAGAGUGUGGGCUCGGGAGUCCACUGCCAGCCAAAGCACGGAGACCUGCAGUGGCCCCGAGUGCCCAGACGCUCUGACUUUUAUUGAGUACAAAGCAGGGGGCAGGUAAGGUAGGGUGAGGUAAUGGUGGUCGGUGGUAGGGUCAGGUAAAUCACGAAUCACGUGUCUUGAAGAUAAGGGGCCCAGGACUUUCAAGUAGCCGAGGCGAGGAAAAAAGCUAAUGCGUCACAGCUCUUCAUAUAUUUGUCACAAAUAUCAAGGACACUAAGAUUACGUUACCAUUAUUAAUUCUUAGCUUUUAAGAAAAAGAUAAACCAGGUGCAGAAGGGGAGCGUGAGAGCAGACCUGGAACGUGAGCACCGAAGCACAGCAUCACAUGGAGACAGUUAAGCUCCCGGAUGUCUGCGGGUCUCCCUGAGCCAUCAGGCCUUGCCACAAGAGCUUGGAGAAGCGGAGUUUUCUCCUAACUUCCCCGGGAAGGACAUGUCUGUCAUUUUGGACGUCUCCUUCCCUAGCUGGUGAUGCCACACAGCCGAGGCGCCCUCCCCUCCAGCAGCCCUUAUGCGGGCGUGACAGAGGCUUAGGGCAUCUUGCCUUAGGGUCACCUUGUUCACAAUGUCACCUCAGUUCCAUGCUUCAUAACCUGAGUCAUUAGUACAAUUAAAGGUUAUAGUGGGUAUGUAUCUUUAUGAGUAACUAUAAGAUUAUAUAUGAUUAUAUAAAGGAAUAACUAUGUGCCUACAUUUCUAAUUUUCUAAAUCAGUACUUACAUGGGAACAGGCUUCAGAUCCUUGCCAUGGCACUUGCGGGCCUCCCCCUACAGAUUCAGUUCCGUUGAUGUAAGUUUUUCCUUUUGUUACUUUGUGAGCCUGUUCUUGAACCACAGCUGACCUCAGAGCACUGAGGCAUCUCUCUGUGUCAAGAAGCAGCUACACCUUACAGUUACGAGCAUGGCCUCUGGAGCUGGACUGCUAGCACUCAAAUCCCACUUUACUUUGCUGUGGUCUUGGGGAAGUUACUUAAACUUUCUGUGCUUCAGUUUCCUCAUCUAUAAAAUGGGGUAAUGAUGUCUGCCUCAUAGGCCUGCUCUGAGGCUCUAAUAUGUAAAAUCAUGUAAAGUGCUUACAACAGCCUCCAAACUGGCUGAGCGAGGUGGCUCACGCCUAUAAUCCCAGCACUUUGGGAGGCUGAGGCGGCGGAUCACCAGAGGUCGGGAGUUUGAGACCAGCCUGGCCAACAUGGUGAAACCCCAUGUCUACUAAAAAUGCAAAAAUUAGCCAGGCGUGGUGGGGCAUGCCUGUAAUCCCAGCUUCACAGGAGGCUGAGACAGGAGAAUAGCUUGAACCCGGGAGGCAGAGGUUACAGUGAGCCAAGAUUGCACCACUGCAUACCAGCCUGGGCAACAGAGCUAGACUCCAUCACAAAAAAAAAAAAACCCUCCAAACUGUAUAAACAGCGUAAUUGAUAGGACACAUGAUAAAUUCAGUACAUAAAUUUAGCACUGUAUAAAUGCAUGCUGUAAUUACUGUGGCACCUGCCAUAAUGUUCUAGUAUUUUCACUGCUGUACAAGUAUCCACUAACAGUAUUAUUGCUGCUUAUUCUGCAUCUUCCAACCUGGAAGUGAGUAUGGGCCGGGUAAGAUGGCUCACGCCUGUAAUCCCAACACUUCUGGAGGCUGAGGAGAGAAGAUCGCUUAAGGCCAGGAGUUUGAGACCAGCUUGGGAAAUACAGCCAGGUCCCUGUCUCUAUAAAACAAAAAUUAAAUUAAUAAAACAUUCUUAAAAAGAAGGUGGCAGCGGGGUGCGGUGGCUCACACUUGUGAUCCCAGCACUUUGGAAGGCUGAGGCGGGCAGAUCAUGAGGAGGAGAUUGAGACCAUCCUGGCUAACAUGGUAAAACCUGUCUCUACUAAAAAUACAAAAAAUUAGCUGGGUGUGAUGGUACGCGCCUAUAGUCCCAGCUACUUGGGAGGCUGAGGCAGGAGAAUCACUUAAACCCGGGAGGUGAAGGUUGCAGGGAGCCGAGAUUGCACCAUAGCACUCCAGCCUGGGCAACAGAGUGAGACUGUCUCAUUUAAAAAAUAUAUAUAUAUAUACCGUUGGCUCAGGCCUGUAAUCCUAGCACUUUAGGAGGCCAAGGUGGGUGGACCGCCUGACAUCAGGAAUUCGAGACCAGCCUGGGCAACAUGGUGAAAUCCCAUCUCUACUAAAAAUAGAAAAAUUAGCUGGGUGUGGUGGCGUGUGCCUGUGGCCCCAGCUACUCAGGAGGCUGAGGCAGGAGAAUCGCUUGAACCCGGGAGGUGGAGGUUGCAGUGAGCCGAGAUUGCACCAUUGCACUCCAGCCUGGCUGACAGAGCAAGACUCCAUCUCCAAAAAGAAAAAGAAAAGUUGGGGGCACCCGCCCCCCAGUAGGCCAAGUGGAGGGGGUCCCUCCGCCCAAUGGGCCUGGCCAGGGCCCUACGCCGCCUUAGCGGCGUCCUGGAUUCUGGGGACAGCCGGGCUGGCGAUGAAGAGGAGGCCGGACCAGGGCUGUGCCGCAACGGGUGGGCGCCAGCGCCGGUGCAGUCACCGGUGGGCCGGCGCCGCGGUCGCUUCGUCAAGAAGGACGGGCACUGCAACGUGCGCUUCGUGAACCUGGGCGGCCAGGGCGCGCGCUACCUGAGCGACCUGUUCACCACGUGCGUGGACGUGCGCUGGCGCUGGAUGUGCCUGCUGUUCUCCUGCUCCUUCCUCGCCUCCUGGCUGCUCUUCGGCCUGGCCUUCUGGCUCAUUGCCUCGCUGCACGGCGACCUGGCCGCCCCGCCACCGCCCGCGCCCUGCUUCUCGCACGUGGCCAGCUUCCUGGCCGCCUUCCUCUUCGCGCUGGAGACGCAGACGUCCAUCGGCUACGGCGUGCGCAGCGUCACCGAGGAGUGCCCGGCCGCCGUGGCCGCCGUGGUGCUGCAGUGCAUCGCCGGCUGCGUGCUCGACGCCUUCGUCGUGGGCGCCGUCAUGGCCAAGAUGGCCAAACCCAAGAAGCGCAACGAGACGCUGGUCUUCAGCGAGAACGCCGUCGUGGCGCUGCGCGACCACCGCCUCUGCCUCAUGUGGCGCGUCGGCAACCUGCGCCGCAGCCACCUGGUGGAGGCCCACGUGCGGGCCCAGCUGCUGCAGCCUCGUGUGACCCCAGAGGGUGAGUACAUCCCUCUGGACCACCAGGAUGUGGACGUGGGCUUUGAUGGAGGCACCGAUCGUAUCUUCCUCGUGUCCCCCAUCACCAUCGUCCAUGAGAUCGACUCGGCCAGUCCUCUGUAUGAGCUAGGACGCGCUGAGCUGGCCAGGGCUGACUUCGAGCUGGUGGUCAUUCUCGAGGGGAUGGUUGAGGCCACAGCCAUGACCACACAGUGUCGCUCAUCCUACCUCCCUGGUGAACUGCUCUGGGGCCAUCGUUUUGAGCCAGUUCUCUUCCAGCGUGGCUCCCAGUAUGAGGUUGACUAUCGACACUUCCACCGCACUUACGAGGUCCCAGGGACGCCGGUCUGCAGUGCUAAGGAGCUGGAUGAACGGGCGGAGCAGGCUUCCCACAGCCUCAAGUCUAGCUUCCCCGGCUCUCUGACUGCAUUUUGUUAUGAGAAUGAACUUGCUCUGAGCUGCUGCCAGGAGGAAGAUGAGGACGAUGAGGCCGAGGGAGGGAAUGGGGAGGAGACAGAAGAUGGGGCUACCAGCCCCCGAGUUCUCACACCGACCCUGACGCUGACCCUGCCUCCGUGAUGCAAACUGAUGUCCCCUUCCCCGUAUGUGCCCCCUUCCCCGAGGUAGCAAGAUGGAGAGAUAGGGUUCUCUCCUGGGAUGGGGGCAUGUGUUCUCGACCAACAGGCCUGCUGGGCAAAUGGCUAGGUGGUAAGGUUCUGCUAUGCAUGGUGACCCACCAUGGACAUUCUGGACCUUAAUUCCUCUGCUUCUGUGCUCCCUCCUGAGACCCCUUUAUGAGCCUAAUUCCUGAGUCUCACCAGAAUUCUGGAUCACCCAAGAGGAAAAGACUGCUGGUUCUAGAUUCCUCUGUAUGGGUGGAACUGGAUUGCUACCAGGGUGAGAAACCAGUGGUAUAGACCACUUCUGGGGGAGCAAGCUGGGAGUUCUUGGCCAGCAUCACAGAUCAAGGGUUUGUAGGUCUGGAUUCACCUAAGAUUCCAGGGAGUGUUGCUUCUCAACUCAGCCAACCCAGCAGCAAAACACUGGUUGUAGACCACCUAGGAGGGAAGGUCAUGGAAUGCCCCGGGCAUUCAGGAUCAUCUUGGUUGACCAAAGACAAAAAGAAAUGGUGACUGCAAGUCAAGCAAAGACCUGUGGUUCCAGGAAGCCCAUUAGUUGAGAUUCUGUGCGUCUAGGUUGACCACAGAAGCAGGCACUGGUGAUUCUAGGACAGCUCUGACCUGGAGAGUUGAACUGCUCCAGAAACUAAAGAGUAAUGUUUCUAGAAUGCACAAAACAUGGGUGAGUCUGUGGGUUCAGAAAGGCUAAAGUGACAGAUUAGGAGUUCUUGACAUGAGACGACUCCGUCUUUGGGCUGUAGAGCAUCCAGCCAAGAGAGUAAGCAAUGUUUCUAAAGGAUCCACAGGGUGGGUUGUUUUUCUUAAAAGUGCCAUUCUAGAAUGUCUAAAGGGAAUCGGGAUUCUGUGGGUCUAGACUGAUCACAGAGUCGAGGAAGCAGGGGCCAUUCUGGAUGUCUAAGAUUUUCCUGGUUCCAGUUUGGCCAAUGGAGUUGAGAAUCUCAAUGAUUCUAGAUGACGUCUUGUGGUUCUGUAAUGCCAAAAGGAAGUAAGGCUCCGGGGUUCCAGAGUUGUCCAUGACCAAAGCCUGGAAGUUCUCGUCACCUCCAGGUGGAACGCUUGGCAGUGCUAGGAAGCGGACUCAGGACUUGAGAAGCAGCAUUUCUGGGCUGACCUAGGAGGUGAGGGUUCAGGCCAGACCCUGGAGGGCACAGGGCUGAUCAGUGGACAAAGGAAGGGGGAGGCCCAGGGCUGGUGAGUCUAGAAUGCUCUGGAACCCUGAACCUAGUGAUAUGUGUCUAUUUCUUUCUUUUUUUCUUUUUUUGAGACAGAGCCUCACUCUGUCGCCCAGGCUGGAGUGCAGAGGUGCGACCUCAGCUCACUGCAACCCCCACCUCCCAGUUUCAAGCGAUUCUCCUGCCUCAGCCUCCCAAGUGGCUGGGAUGGCAGACAUGAGCCACUAUGCCUGGCUAAUUUUUGUAUUUUUAGUAGAGAUGGGGUUUUGCCAUGUUGGCCAGGUUGGUCUUGAACUCCCGACCUCAGAUGAUCCACCCACCUCAGCCUCCAAAAGUGCUGGGAUUACACAUGUGAGCCACCGUGCUCGGCCAUGUGUCUACUUCUUAAAGAUCUUAUACAUAUAUGUGUAUUAUAUAUAUGUAUAUAUAUAAUAUAAAUACAGAUAUCUAUUUUUUCCCCUGGUCCCUACAACAAGCUUAAAAAUGGAGCACUAGCUAAUUGGAAUGAGGUCCUUUUCAAGGGCCCAAGAAGCUUUGCUGUAAAUCCCAGUGCCGCCCCAACUACUGUGUCCCUUCGGACUCCGCUUCAUGUCAGUUUCCCCACCUGUAAAGUCCUUCAGGGGCCUUUCCAGCAGGAUGAGUCCUCACCUCACCAAGGGUGGGAUGGGGAUUUGAGUCCUGGGGAUUUCCCCACUCCCCCCAGUGCUCGAUCAUACGGGGAGGUUGGGAUGGAAGACACUCGGGGAGGCUGGCUCUGAACUCAGGUGUCUGAAUCACAGGGCAAGGGGAGGCGUGGGCUGUGGCUCACAGCCAGAGUCCCUUCCCUGGCCCAGCUUGGGGACCUGGGAAGGAGGAAGUAGCUCUGGACACCAAGGUUCUUCCCACUGUGGGUGUUUUAGGGGGAGACCUCUCCCCCAGAUUAAAGAAUUAGGAGCCCCA
Callithrix jacchus (white-tufted-ear marmoset) is the source of this 12767-nucleotide messenger RNA. It is a transcript of the gene KCNJ14, whose product is annotated as potassium inwardly rectifying channel subfamily J member 14. The record is from RefSeq and is a predicted model, not a curated record. Gene Ontology annotation, cellular component: plasma membrane. NCBI's taxonomy places the organism in Eukaryota, Metazoa, Chordata, Mammalia, Primates, Cebidae. Gene Ontology annotation, molecular function: inward rectifier potassium channel activity. Gene Ontology annotation, biological process: regulation of monoatomic ion transmembrane transport; potassium ion import across plasma membrane.